AACCUUAAAAAACCCUAGUCAGUGUCGAUCAAACAUUGAGUGUGGAGCAGACAGACAGAUUACAGUAACAAUGGAUGAUAGGAUUAGCAAUUUAUCAGAUGAUCUUCUCCGUCACAUUCUCUCGUUCCUUCCUACUGAAGAUGCUUUUGCGACAAGUCUUGUGUCCAAGAGAUGGAGACCACUCUGGCUUUCAGUUCUCAAUCUCGACUUUGUCGAACAUAGAUAUACUCGACAUGGGAAUAAACGUUUGCUACGACCAUUCUCUUCCUUUAUUGAUGCAUCCAUUCUCAGACGAGGUAUUCACCAACCCAUCAAAACUUGAGAAUCUCCAAUUCAAUUGUUUGGCCUUUGGGCAGGACUUACCCUGCUCCAUUUUCAGCAUCACAACCCUUGUUGUUCUCAAGUUAAAAUGCGUGACUUUUAAGGAUUUUUCAUCUGUUCAACUUCCCUCACUCAAAGCUCUGCAUUUGGACUACUUUGCAUUUUCAAAGUCUCAACAUUUUAUAGACCUUCUUAAUGGGUGUCCAUUGCUUGAAAUUUUGGAAGUAAGAAGUGUAGCUUUUGAUUGCGUUGAUGACCCUUCAUCUGGGAGAAACUUUACAACUUUAUCAAAGUUGGUCCGAGCAGAUUUUUGUCACACGUUGACAGAUUUUUAUUUGCCCGUGAGAAUUUUUUACAACGUAGAGUUUCUGCGCAUAGAGGAGUUCUGCGAUGUAGACAUUCCUAUAUUUCCCAAUUUAAUUCAUCUGGAUCUCAUCUUUAGACGCAAUCUUAAAUGGGAAUCGGUGUUUGAUAUGCUCAAUCAUUGCCCUCAACUUCAAAUUUUUGUCCUUCACAACUUAUAUCGUACUCCUUCUAUGGUUUGGCCAAAUACACAUGUUAUUCCUGAAUGCUUUUCUUCACAGCUCAGGACAUGCUGGCUUACUGAGCUUACAGGCACAAAAUGUGAGAUGACAUUUGCCAAGUUUAUUAUGCAAAAUUCAACAUUGUUACGUACCAUGAAAAUUUCCAGUAACCGUUACCUAUCUCAUGAGAAAAAUCUUGAAAUGAGAAAAGAAUUGAACUCAUGCCCAAGGAGCUCUGCAUCAUGUGAACUUUUGUUUCCAGAUGGUUCGAAUUAUAUUUGGUAGUACAUAUAAUGUAUCUGCUGGUUUUCGUCUUUUUGAAGGACUUAUUCUGUGUUUUACUGUUGGUACAUCAGUAUUUUUUAAAUGUAGCUGAAAUUGAAAUAGGAAUAGAUUUUUAAACUAGCUAUGUGGAUUGUUACCAAAAACUAGCUAUGUGGAUGUGUAUCCUUGUGAGUCUUAGCCCUUUUAGUUGACAUAGCAGAAGAGAUCUUGAGGAGAUUUUGUUUAAUUCCACCACACUCUCCAUUUCAUCCACCUCUAGCUGCACAAUUGCUCCAUCCCGACUUUCUUCUGCUUCAAUCACAAUGUUCUUUCCCGAUCGAAAUCUGAUGGGGAGAAUAGCUCUGGAAGCUUGAACUCUCUAGCUUACAAACUAAAAAAACUUGUGGGAAACUUAUUUACAACAAGGCCAUAAGAAUUUCGCUCUAAGUCAUUGUUUUUCUUCUUAUGAAAGAACACUAAAAUUAUGCUCAAGAUAAUACUCUAGUCUCACAAUUGCUUCACUCACAAUCUUCCUUACAUAGAGCAGCACUCUGACAAAAAGCUAGUUAUCUUUCAGGUAUAGGUUUUUUUGGUCAAAUAUUUGUGAAGAUUAGAGCAAGGGUGCCUAUUAUCUAGCAUUUCUUCAAUGUAUACACUACUAUAUUAUUACUCUUUAUGAGGAUUGA
Molecule: messenger RNA, 1795 nt
Organism: Lotus japonicus
Lineage: Eukaryota; Viridiplantae; Streptophyta; Magnoliopsida; Fabales; Fabaceae
Product: putative F-box/FBD/LRR-repeat protein At4g13965
Exons: 2
Coding region: 75-1130 (351 amino acids)
Source: RefSeq, a predicted model, not a curated record